GAGGUCGUGGACGCGACGGGUGGCGGCGCGGAUCGACGACCUUCAAAGUGCAGCAAAAUAUAAAAUGGCGUUGAGUGCGGCAUCGAUAAGAACGAUUCGAUCCUGCUUUGUUAAAGCAAAUCCAGUUUGUUCUAUAUUUGUAACCAGACAAUUUGCAUCUGGUGAUGGAUCAGCACCUAAAGAGGGUUGGCUAAGCAAGUUAUUGCAUGUAAAAAGAGUUGAACCAGCAACCGAAGCUCACUCAACAGCUCUUGCUAACAAGCAAGUCGUCUAUGAAAUGCAAGUACACAACAUAAAGCCUGAUAGAAUGGGAGAUUAUAUAAAGUUAUCAGAGCAUCACCUGAGAAGAGUUCAUGACAAUCCCAACAUGCCUUGCAAAUUGUUUGGAAGCUGGAGCACAGCAUUUGGUCCGCAAGAUCAAGCUGUUCACAUUUGGGCAUAUGAUGGCUACAAGUCUGUGAAGGAAAUGUCAGAACUGUUAUGGAAAGAUGAGGAGUACCUUGAAUAUAAGAAGCAGAGAGGACAGAUGUUAAUUAAUAGAAGCAAUCAACUAUUAUUACCGUUUAAUUUCUGGCCUGAGCCUGACGUACGGACACCUGGUAAUCUUUAUGAACUACGUAGCUAUUAUCUGAGGCCUGGUACAUUGAUUGAAUGGGGAAACAACUGGGCUAGAGGCAUUAAGUAUAGGCAAUCGGCACAGGAGUCCAUUGCAGGCUUAUUUGGGCAAAUAGGUGAAUUAUACCUGGUUCACCAUUUAUGGGCGUAUAAGGAUCUAGAAACUAGGAGAGAAAUUCGAGAAUCAGCAUGGCAAAAACCAGGAUGGGAUGACCUAGUGGCGUAUACAGUACCACUUAUCCGAAGGAUGGAGUCUAAAAUAAUGAUACCAAUCCCAUGCUCCCCGCUUCAGUGAAAGAAAUCAUACAGCACCACAUAUUGACCACUGCCCUUAGGGUGUUCCGAGUAAAGGGGAUCUGACUGUGCUAAUUGGCUACAGUAGGUGUGUUUCCAAGACCGGUGCUUUAAGUUUAAAACACAUGUUCCCAUUACUAUAAUUGUUUAUAAUUAUAUAAUAAAGUAUAUGAUUAAACAGAUUUAUUUAUACAACUUUCAUAUAUUCUCAAUAUUGACAAAAUAUAUUUUUUUUCAUUCUGUUAUCUUAUGACUUCAUUUUAAAAAUGUGAUAUACUUAUUUUUUUUAAAUAUCUGAUAGGUAUAGAUAGUAUGGGGGACAUUAUCUCAUCUUUUUUUUUAUUGCAAAUUGGCAACCAUACGCUUGUACAACAAAUUUUAAAGAUUGUAAUUCAUUUUUAAUACAGUAUGCUGUAAUGAAGUGCAUUUUUGCAUGUUCUUUGUUAAUCUAGUAGCUAACAAUGUUAAUCUACAAUUCAUAAUACAGUAAUUAGCAGUAUUUUAUAUUUGCUACAAAGGAACAGUAUUAUAAGUAUGUUAGAUUAAGCCAUUAAAUUUAUUACUGUACUACUACAAGUACAAGUAGGCCUGUUGCUGCUGUUUUCUC
Anneissia japonica is the source of this 1516-nucleotide messenger RNA. Its product is annotated as protein NipSnap homolog 2-like. The coding region runs from base 65 to 910 and encodes 281 amino acids. The record is from RefSeq and is a predicted model, not a curated record. Lineage: Eukaryota; Metazoa; Echinodermata; Crinoidea; Comatulida; Comatulidae. The transcript is spliced from 10 exons. Gene Ontology annotation, cellular component: mitochondrion.